CCACAACCAAAAAGCAGCUGAAUCAGCUGACUGGAAGCCACUACCCUGAUGUUCAGUCUUGGUUUAGACAGCACAUAUUCAGUACUGAAGUCAAGGAGAACAGGCAGUGCAGGAGAGACACUGAACCUGGAGGUUUGGAAACAGCCAAGCUGUAUUUGAAACAAACAUAUCCAGUAAUGGCUCCCCGGAUAAGGCUGAGCUUAGCAAAGCCUCUCCCAACCAUCAGUGAAGCCUUUGAGGAUAUUCUAGAAGAUAUAACAAGCAACACAAUUGGUUUUGGAAAUGUUUACAUGAAUCCAGAUUCUUGUUCAGGUGAAGACUACUGUCAAUCUAACUGCCAACUGUCAAGAUCUACCUUUCCAGGACCACUAGAAAGCAAGCAUCAACUUCAAGACAAAGAGAGAUGUGGAAUGCUGCACAGCCGUCGAAGAAUCUUAAACUUGUCUGAGCCACCAAAAAUGGUUUCUAGAUGCACUCUUCCUAAAGUGACGUCACUAGAACAGAACAGUUUCAUUCUUGAUUGUAUCAAAACCUAUUCCACUUCUGGCAUGAACACGUUAGAAGAGCUGUAUGCAGGAGCACAGAAGACGUGUGGAUGGAAAUGUCCUCUUGGCAGUGAGAACACAGGAACUGACUGCACACAGUCCAACUUCCAUAGCACCUGUGUAGCCACCCCUCAAGAAAAAAUGAGCAAAAAACAAUAUGUGACUGGCUUGCCAAGGCACCCUUCUCCAAGACCAUUGCCAAGAGAAAAUAGUAGCCAGGAACGAAAAUAUAAUUACAAUCAAGACCAGGUGCCAACUUUGGAAAGCAGCUCCAAUCCAAACCCUCUUCUUGUUAAUGGUAAAUCAAUCUGGCUGCAUCCCCCCAGAGAAGCACCACUGAGUGCCAGGGUUUGGCGAACUUCACAAAGAGGGCAGCAUAGUCUGAAGGCAACUGGAUGUCCUGAAAAAGAGCAUCUGAGGUCUUCUACUCAUGAACAACCUCUGAAGGCAGAGGCAGAUAACAGAAAUGGCUGGGUGGAGUAUUUCCGUAUUGAUCAGAAAGUCACAAGUCGUGAUUGGAUUGCAGAAUACCAAAGCGCUUGGAAAGAAGCCAAGGUUAGAGCAUGCCUACUCCCUGCCAUAGCAGAAUCAUAGUUUUAUUUUUAUUUAACAUCAACAAAAAAGAUACAAAAAUCUUUCCUUCUCUGUUGUGAAAAGCAUCUGUAGCAUUCUUCCUAUUAAUGGUACAGAAUGCUUAUUUGCAAUUCAUGUUCAUAGCAGAUAGCAUUGCGCAAAUGACUAGGAAGACAUGCGGGAUCUUCAGACAAUCAAGAGGAAUAAACAGCAGUGCUCCAUGGAAGACAUAAUGAGGGCUCUGUAUCUUAGGCAUUCAGAUAAUAAGCCAUAAUUAUUAAACAUUUUUGUAAUCUCUUGCGAUUUUGACCGUGAAAACAGUCAUGAGACACCAGAUACAUCCAGCUUGAAAGCACUGGAACUGAGGUCUAUUUGAAUUUAGCUAAAGUGCACUGCAAAAUAUUUUUAACAGAAAAAAUGUUUAAUCCUGCAUGUGCCAGUCUUGCACAAAUAGGAGGACAGGAUUUAUUCUUUUGGAUUUUUAUCAUAAUCAAAAAGAGAGCCUGGAAGAACCCAGAAGCAAAGAUCUACUACUUCAGAAGAGCAUCAGAAGAGCACAAUGGCUCAGAAAAAGCUCAGAAAAAGGGAUCGAUACCCCUCCCAUCCUGUUGUCCCCUCCCCAGCAACUAUAUUCAGUGCAACUAAAUCUCAAGGCUCCAAAGAGUCACGGAUCACGUUAUCACUGACCACAUUAUCUACCCUGAUUUAUCCACUUCCCUUUUAAUUCCGGUUAAUUGGAAAGCCAUCAGUGUGAUUGUUUAUCAACACAUUCCAUAUGCUAUCUAUUACAAGAAGAUUUUUGUUUGACUUGAUCUCUGGGUUCACCAGAACACUAUCCUUGAACAUUAGGCUAUAGCCAACUCCCAUUAGCUUCUGUCAUCUUUUUACAGAACUUAGAUCUCUUUCCUCAGCUCAACUUCCUAAGAGAAAGUAAGCCCUCAUUGGUUUUCUAGGUAUCAACCAAACCACUUUUUAGCAGAAUCUUCUGC
Candoia aspera is the source of this 2107-nucleotide messenger RNA. RefSeq lists its product as uncharacterized. The record is from RefSeq and is a predicted model, not a curated record. The coding region runs from base 177 to 1139 and encodes 320 amino acids. NCBI's taxonomy places the organism in Eukaryota, Metazoa, Chordata, Lepidosauria, Squamata, Candoiidae. The transcript is spliced from 2 exons.